AUGACAUCCAAUUCACCUCAGCAAGAUCCAUCAGAUCCAGAAUUACUUGAAGCAAAGACAUUGAAAAGGAAAAACUUUAAACAGCUAUCACUCAACUCACCUGUGUCAUCGCAGUCAUCAAACACUUAUGAACCCCGCAUGGAGGAUGAUCCAAUAGAUAGAAUAAGAGCACCAAGAUCGUUGCGACUGACUCGACAACGACCGGCUCCAAUUUUGAACUUGCCCAACCACCCUUCCUUAGAAACCAAUGCGCCAGCAGAGAUUGAUAAUAAAAUAACCGCACAAUCGGGAUGUUUAGGACUUAGAACAACGCCUGCCAGUGGGGAGAUUGUCAGUCAAGUGGUGAAUCGGCCUAGCUUAAACCAACCAACAUUAUCAACAUCAAGAUCAAGACCAAUGGGCACUUCGACAAUACCAGCAUCUUCAACAACAUCAACAAUUCUUAAUAUCAACCGCAGUAAUCGAGGUGUUGACCCUGAGCAGCACUCUUCAACCGAUGAAAUGAUAAACCAGAUAUCAAAUUUAGACUUACAGAGCCGGCAAAAUCCGCUGGGCAAUGCACCUACGGCUCUGGGGCGGAAACGACAAACAAUCAUAUCAUCCAUCUCUCCAACAAAAUCAAGUACUACUUCGCCACUGGAAUAUAAACCGCAAGUGGUUGAAACAAUUAUUGAAAACCAAUCGUCACCUAUUGCUACAACCACGGGUCUCGAUUUACGUAAUCAGGACUUGCUUACUUUGAAGCAAUUGGGGCUGGGCAACUCCGGCUCCGUUUCCAAAGUACUUCACAUCCCAUCUCAAAAGACAAUGGCAAAGAAAAUCAUCCACGUUGACUCAAAAUCCGUUAUCCAAACACAAAUCAUUAGAGAGUUGCGUAUCUUGCAUGAAUGUUCAUCUCCGUACAUCAUAGAGUUUUACGGCGCAUUCCUCAAUAAUAACAAUACCAUUGUUAUCUGUAUGGAGUACUGCAACUGUGGAUCACUAGACAAGAUUGUACAACUUUGCGACUACAAGCAGUUUCCGCUUUUUGUGCUCAAAAAACUCUCUUAUGCCAUACUAUCCGGAUUAUCGUAUUUGUACACCAAGCACAAGAUCAUCCAUCGCGAUAUCAAGCCAAACAAUGUGUUGAUGACGCACAAAGGUGAGUUUAAACUUUGCGACUUUGGUGUUUCAAGAGAAUUGACAAACUCGUUGGCUAUGGCAGAUACAUUUGUAGGUACAUCGAUGUAUAUGUCGCCCGAGCGUAUUCAAGGUUUGAAUUAUGGUGUAAAAUCUGAUGUAUGGUCCAUGGGGUUGAUGUUGAUUGAAUUGGCCAGCGGUAGUCCUGUAUGGCAAGAUGAUGAUGAUGAUGAUGAUGAUGAGGAAGAAGAAGAAGAUUUUACAAACAACCACAAAAACAACAGUGAAGAAAAGUAUGGUAAAGAAAAGGAGGGUGGGUUUGCCAAAUGUCAAGAUAGUUUGCGCCAAAAGACUGCAAAAAAUACUUUUAAGGGCCCAGAAGGUAUAUUGGACCUUUUACAAAGGAUUGUAAAUGAACCAGCUCCUUCAUUGCGAAAUAAGAUCAACUCAGUGACAAAAGUACCUUAUGAUGUACAGUUGACAAAGUUUAUUGAUUUGUGUUUGAUCAAGAAUGACGGAGAUCGGAGGUCACCAUGGCAAUUACUUGAGAAUCUGGGUGGGUUCCUUAAUGGUGUAGCAGAAGGUAAGUACGAUUCCGAACACAAGAUGUGGGCUAAGCGAAUAAGAAAACUUAGCAAAGAAAAGCAUGGAGCAGAUUAA
This is a messenger RNA of Lodderomyces elongisporus, 1779 nucleotides long. RefSeq names its product mitogen-activated protein kinase kinase (gene HST7). Gene Ontology annotation, biological process: protein phosphorylation. Bases 1 to 1779 code for a protein of 592 amino acids. The record is from RefSeq and is a predicted model, not a curated record. Gene Ontology annotation, molecular function: protein kinase activity; ATP binding. The transcript has a single exon. NCBI's taxonomy places the organism in Eukaryota, Fungi, Ascomycota, Pichiomycetes, Serinales, Debaryomycetaceae.